CUCUUGACGGAAAACUGCUUUUGUGUUGUACUCAAGAGUCGACGGGUGUAGUCGCUCAGUUAUGUUGGAAACGAUCGGGAGUAGAGCUUAUGCGGUAAAGGUUGUUGAUGUGCUUUGGUAGUUCAUUACAAAGUUUCUCGAGUGCGUCGUCGUUCUAGCUAAAAACUUGAUUGUAACGGGUCUUUGCGUAUGGUUGCAUUUUGAAAAAUCAAAAAAUUCCAGUUUUUUGAAAAGAAAGAAAAUCACGAAGAAAACAUAGACGAAACGAAAAUAAUUUGAAAAAAUUUUGGUAAAAUUACAGAUUUGUGUAUGUAAACAGUGUAUGCAUGCCUACCGCGUAACGUGUGUGCAUUUACAUAUGUAGACAUCAAUAUAUGCACUUAUGUAUGUAAUAUAUUUAUAAUAAAAAAAAAAAUAUAAAUAUAAAUAUAAAUAAAUAUAUACGUAUAAAAAAAUAAUAAUAACUGCAGUACGUUUAACAUGCAUGAUGAUGAUGAAGGAAACUCUGUUUUCGUGAAAAAAUGUGCUUUAACUAUUCAACAUUCUUUUGUCAGACAAUUAAACAAUUAUUAUUCGAACAAACUCGAACUGAAAGAGUGAAAAAAACCGCUUGCACAGACACACACACUCGUAUGUGAUGAAUAAUGAAAAUCAAAUAAAAACGGAAAUUCAAAUUCUAUCCAAAGGACCAAAGGACUUCAUUAACAUUGAGUUUACGAUUGGAAAUUAUAUGAAAAUGGAUACUGUUUCCAAUGUCGCUUUGACGCAAUCGACAAAAUCGACGAAAUCAACGAAAGGAAAAAAUAAACAUAGAAAAUUUAGAAGUUUAACACAACGAAAAUGUAUAGUUUUAGUUUUUUUAUAUGCCAAUCUGUUUGCAUUGGCAAGCGAAAUCCUUGCGAACGAACAGAAUAGGGACACCAAUGAAAUCGAGUUCACAAAUUUAGAUGGCGCCACACAACUGCUGCAAGCGCCAGUGUUAGACGAAACUACGUCAUCGACGCCUUCGCUUAUGUCAUACACAGAACUGAAAGGUGGUGAAAUCAUCACUAACAGGAUACUCCGCUACAGCGAAAGUCCUUACACUGUACGUGAAAAUAUUAUAGUGAAUCGUGGUGCUUCGCUCACCAUUGAACCGGGCGUUUCCAUUGAAUUUGCGCCAACAGUCGGUAUAACCGUUAAUGGAAUUUUACACGCUGUGGGAACGCCAACGUUACGCAUCACAUUAAAAUCACAGACUCAUCUUAACAGUAAUCAUUUAAACUUGGCUAAUGUUGAAGAAAAAGGAUUGCGAUUAGUCGAUGGACCAACACCGUUAGAAGGACGCUUACAAGUAUAUCACAAGGGAUCCUGGCGAGCAGUCUGCACAAACUCUAAACAUUGGUCACCUGCGGAUUAUGCUGUUGCCUGCAAUCAAAUGGGUUUUAAAGGAGGCAGGUUUUGGAAUUGGGUGGAACGAAAUGCCGGCUAUGAACCAAGACUUCUCUACGAACAACCAAAGUGCACAGGCGAUGAGAAAUCUUUGCUGAAUUGUGCUUGGCAAACAAGGCAGUUGGGCUCGGGGGUUUGUGAUUACCACAGUGAUAUUGGUAUUCAGUGUAUUCCAGUAUUUAAAGAUCAACUUGGUUAUUGGCGUGGUAUAUAUUUCGAUAAUGCACCAUCUGACAAAGUCUUAGGAAAAGAUAAUACUGUUUAUACGUCUAAGUCCAAAUCAACCUUAAUGUAUGUUGAUAUAAUACAAGCAGGUGUUGGAAAUGGUUAUACGGCAAAAUCAGCAUUAGAGUCUAUUGGUCAGCCACCAAAUCUUGAACAUGUGGUUGUUAGUUAUUCUGCAUACACAGGUAUAAAUGCUACUAAACCUUCUGGCGGAUUUUCAUUUCAAAACGUCACUGUUAGACAAAGCAGUGGUAUUGGCAUAUUUGCAAACUCUAGUCAAGGCUCCGUUCACUUGAUUGGUUGUAACAUUAUUGAAAAUGCUGCUGAUGGUAUUAAAUAUGUUGGACACGAUUUAAGAGUUAGUGAACGUACUGACAGAGCUUCGAUUUACGAUUUCUGCACACUGCCCACAACAUCUGGUCAAACUUACCCCAUCUCGUUGUCAUUUAAUCAAAAAUACUAUGCAGGAUCGUCGAAAGAGUGUGAUAAAUAUUUUUUCACAAGACCUGGCUAUUUAUUAACUGUACAUUUUGAAGACUUUGUACUACAAACCAACGAAACUCUAACAGUUCAAAUAUAUGACGGUGCUUCAACUAACGACCGACUGCUCUUUGAAUGGAAAGCGCGGAAUUAUACAAGACCGCAAAGUGUUACGAGUACUAAAGAGAAGCUUUUUAUUCGUUUAGUAGCGGAAAUGCGUCAAGAAAUUAAAGGAUUUUUACGUCUUACUUCUGACUAUACCAGCGCCUUUGAUCUCAGGGUUGCUCAUUCAACAGUAGCCGAUAAUGGUGGCCGCGGUAUUGCAAUAGAUAAUAUACGCUCCAAAAUACACGUACACCAAAGUUCCGUAUCCGGAAAUGGUCAUAUAUCAGGCGUGCAUAUAACGAGUGGUGCUGGAGAUGUAAAUAUUACUCAAAGCAGUAUAAGCUUCAAUAAGGGAGAUGGUGUCAAUAUUACUUAUUAUGGUGGUAACCGAAACAUUUCCAGAAGUUCAAUUAGUUCAAAUAAGGGUCAUGGUGUGGCUGUAUGGCUUAAUCAUACAACUGACCUGAAUCGUGUCGAAUAUGUGCCAUUUAAUCAAACCACAUCAAUAGAGUACUCGAAUAUUAAUUUAAACUCCGAACAUGGCGUUCUUCAUGGCAACUACUGCAGUCCCAUGCUGGUCAAUAUCACAGCAAAUAAUUUUAAUAGCAGUUUCAAUGAUGAUAUUAAUAUAAUGUCUUGUUGGAAACAUAGUCAAGGUCUUCUGCAUUUACAAAUUGGACACAACUCUUUCGAAAACAGUCAACAGAACUCAAUUUUUAUGAGUCCGGCACUAAACGUACAUGCAAAAGUCGAAUUCAAUCAAUUUCGUUCCGGCAUGUAUGGUUCUAUUUAUAUUCGAAACAAUUUCAUAUUCGAGGAGUUCAACUUUAUGCCUGUUCAAAUUCUAAUUCAAAGUAAUUAUUUCAUGCGAAACAAAGGUGUUUAUGUGGUCUCACUAGGCCUUUCACCUUUUAGUCGUCGUGAAAUUCAAUCUCUACUAUUUACAAGAAAUUUUGUGAAGGAAAAUCGAAUCACUGAACCUUUUGGACCUUUAAUUGGCGGUAGUGAAGGUUCUGAUGGCGCUGGACGAUUAAAUCCGAGAUCUAAGGUGGCUGCAGUUAUAGUAGUUGCUUCUGGAAAUGUGGACAUUUUCAGGAAUAUACUCCAUAAUUUGGACUCCGCCUAUGAGAUUGGUUCCCAUAUAAGCGAUCAAAGCAAAAUAAUAAAUGCUACAUAUAAUUGGCUGGGGCACACUAAUGAAAACAAAAUAUAUAGCCGUUUAUUUCAUCGCAAUGAUAGAUAUAAUUUAGCUAAAAUAGAGUAUAUUCCUUAUUUGCUGCACAGUUCCAAUCCCGGCUCAACAACUAUAAUAACGACUUCAACAAUGGUUCCUCGAUUUUUCCACGAAGACUUCGGUUCAAUUGGCGGUGAAGUUGAUGGUCAAGAAAUAAUACCAGCUGGAACAUACACUGUAACUAAAGACAUAAAUAUCCGUCCCGGAGGUAAGCUCAUUCUACAACCUGGAGUCACAUUACAAUUUCACCCCAGCGUCGGUAUGAUGGUAGCUGGAAAACUUGAAGCUCGCGGACGUCAUCCUGACGACAUACUUUUUACUUUGAAGCGGGAAACAAUUAUACCUAAUGAUAAUUUGACGUCAUCCAAGGAAAUUGAUCAAUAUAAUGAUAGUGAGAACUUGAAUAUGGAUGUUAUAGACAUAGAAACGGAAUCUAUUAUACCGAAAGAAAAUGAAGAAGAAACAACACAAGUCCCAGUUAGAAUUUUAGGUGGUGCUGGUCCAUAUGAAGGACGUUUGCAAAUUUACUUGAAUGGAAAGUGGGGAACAGUGUGUGAUUAUGGUUGGACUGUCUUAAAUGCUGCUUUAGUAUGUCAUCAGUUGGGCUAUACUCUUAAUCCUCAGGAUUGGCGAUUGCUAAGAGCAGAUAUGCCAAAUGUUGGUACAACGGAAGACGUUAUAGUUACCAAUGUUCGCUGUACCGUACAUGAUCACGACAUUACCAAGUGUAGAUCCGAGCAAGUGUUCCGUGGUGAGUUCGAAAACUCAUGUACGCAUGAAAACGAUGUUGGCAUACGUUGCUAUGAAGGAGCGUGGGCGGGACUACGUUUUAGUAUGUUAGCUGAACGCGCUGACUUGCAGUACAUAACAAUUGAGAAGGCUGGGCUCUUUGAUUACACCACUAACUCAUUCAAACCUGCAGUACAGAUGGAUUUUGCCAGACAUAAUAUGGAGAACGUACGAGUUAUAAAUAAUCUUAACGAUGGUUUGGGUGUACUGUAUGCAGAUAUUUAUGGUGGAAAGUCAAUUAAUAAUAUUAAAAACUCCGAAUUUACUGGCAAUAGAGGAAGCGGGAUUAGUUUAAAACAACUUGACUUCCGAAUUCAACGAGCUACCAUUAAGAAUAAUGGAGGCAGUGGAAUACUACACGAUCCCGUCAUAUCUGCAGUAGACCAGAAUGAGUUGGGCGGUUGGUUCAAAAUGGCACGUGACUUUAACACAUUUGAAUCAAAUUAUGAUCCAUACAUUUUAUCACACAUCGAAGGCAACAUCGAAUUGGGAGCAUGGGAAUCAAAAUACAUUAGAACAGAUGAAUUGUUAGGCACAAGGACAAAUAAGAAGACAACAAUCCGCUGUCCAGCCGGUUAUGUUUUGGGCAUUCAGCUUUUGAACCCUAUAUCAGCCCUAUCAACCGAGCGCAUUUCCAUACUUGAUUCACAAACUGAAAACACCCGCAAUCAGGUUUGGGAGCUACACCGCGAUCUAACUGUGUUUCCAACAGUCAGUAGCAGUUACGGUAUUGUGAUCUACUAUGAGAGUGGCGAGAAUGCACUUGGAGGCGCUGUUUUAAUGAUAACUACUGUCAUGGCACCCAUACAAAAUAUACCUAAUAAAGUUGUGCUAGGUCCUGUGCCUUCAUUGAACGUACGUUUCACAAAAAUUUUGUCAAAUCAACGCGGUAUAUCUGCAUACUACUAUAACCGUUACAUAGGGGACAAUAACGAAUACUAUUUGAGGAAGGCGAACGAAUCGAUUAAAAUUGUCGACAGCGAGAUAAGCUACAACACAAAAGAAGCUGUGCUGAUCAAGUCACCAUUCUGGGACAUAAUUUCUAGUAACUUAUCCGAAAUUACUAUACACAUCAAUAGCUCGAUCUUAACACAAAAUGGUUAUGGUAUAAGGCAGCUGUCGAAAGAUCUACGUUCUUCGAAUAAUCUCUUCCACUACGUCAUGCAAGACACAACUAUUGAGAACAACAUGAAUGGCGGUUUCGACGUAGCGUUGCCUUAUGUUUGGCAAUACAAUGAGAACUUUACUCAUAGCAUAUAUCUUGGAAACUGCACGUGGCAACAAAACCGAAACUUCCUUACCCGAGUGACAGGGCACUAUGCUAUCUUCAACAUUACUUCGAACACAUUCGUUAAGAACAAUUGUCUACGAUCACUUAUUGCAACGGAUGGCAUGGAAAAGCGUAUAAAGUUUAAUUAUAACCGCAUUGAGGAUAACCGUGCUAAAAUUGUAAUGGAAUUUAAAGCUGAUAGCUUAAGUGAAAUACUUGGUGAUGUUCCAGCUACUAUAGAGUACAAUACGAUCAAAGGUAACCGUAUUAUGUCAAUGAACAAUAACUUUAAAAUGCUACCAAUACGUUCCAGAAUGUCAAAAGAAUGUACUCAGUGCAGAUUGCCAUUAGCUGUAAUACAUUUAGAUGGUAUACAGACAGUUCAAUUAUAUAGGAAUUUACUGGCCGACAAUCAGAUGACCUACAACCUAAUAGCCGGUGUGAGGUCUGCACGUUUAAACAACUUCGUAGUAGCAACGGAAAAUUGGUGGGGAUCAUCUGAUAUCAAAAUGAUAGAAUCAAAAAUUUUUGACUUCGAUAAUUGGAAUGAUCAUGCAGAUGUUAUAUUCCAACCGUUUCUGAUUGAGGACUCUUUUGACGCAAGUGUCUCACUAAUAUCAGAGAAAAUGGACAAUAGAAACUUAGAUGAGUUUAUUGGAGGUCGUAUUAUUAAUGAUCUUGUACUACGGAAACGGCCUAAACCAUAUCACAUAUUAUCUGAUAUUACUGUUCUGCCUGGUAUUAUAUUAACUAUACAACAUGGGGUUCAAUUGGAGUUUGAUCCCAAUGUUGGCAUACUCGUUCUAGGAACAUUGACAGCAAUUGGCUAUAAGGAGUCUCAAAUUGUAAUGAAACCAUUCAAAAAUAUUACACAUGAAUCUUACACUAUGUCAGGAAUGAACCGAAGAGCUAUUGAAGAUAUGGGUCAAAUGCAGCAAUACGAUUCAAUAAGAUUGUGUACUGAUAUACUUAAUUGUACUGGUGUAUUGGAACCAACAUCGUCCAUAAAUGAAGGCUUCUUGGAGUAUUUUAAUCAUACGACAUUGCAAUGGGUUCCUAUAUGUGAUAGUCGGUUUACGGAAAGAAAUGCCGAAGUUGUUUGUCGUGAAUUAGGCUUUGAUCCGCUAAAUGUUUAUUAUGGCCAUGAUAGGCGCAUCGAAUUUCAUACCAAUUCAUUGACACGUGUUUGGAGUUGGGUGCAACCUUUGGAAUGCAGAGGUGAUGAGAACCGAAUGGAAGAUUGUGCUGAACGUCUGAAUGGCCAACUAUAUGGACAUCGACAUGAGUGUCAUUGGGAUGAUGUGUUUGUAUUUGUCAGUUGCAACAAAAUUCCCGACGAACAAUUGCCAUUCUGGGGAGGAAUUAGAUUCGCUAAUUCUGAUUUCGAAGAAAGCCAAAAUGAUCAUCGGUUACACGAUUCUCACACCCAUAGCAUUGUACAAAAUAAAGAAAGCCGACUAGAGCACGUUCGUAUAGAAAAUGCGGGCAUAUUGCAUAAUCAAAAAUCUGGUGCUAUACAGUCAGUAUUUAAGAACCCCGUUAUAUCAUUCGUAACAAUCGUUAACUCAGCGUAUCAUGGAGUGAACAUAGUAGCCCCCACAAAAACGAUUAAUCUUAAUUUCUUAAAUAUUAGCAACGCAUAUGGAACUGGUAUAAAUAUGCUAUCACUGACAGGCGAAGGUCGAGAAAGCACAGAGUCGAGCUUCGCUCCACUUAAAGAAUUGGACAUACCAUACAAACUCUUUUCAAUGAUAGAUAUAUGCGAUCCGCAGAAAGCACAUAUUGUGGAGGAUCGGGUGCUUCUUUAUUACAAAUAUGACAACAAACCAAUUAAUUGUGUGAAAUUAUUCACUGCUGUCUACAGAGCGAAACCAAUAGGCUUCCGUUUGCUACAAUCAAAUCUAUUUAAUCAUUCGAAACUAUAUGGACGCACAGAUUCAAUUCGCUUAUUUGACGGAGACAUAUAUAACGUUACUUCCCGAUUCCUGGGUAAAAUCGAAUCGGAUAGUAGCAAUCAACGUUCAUUCUUCAAAACAUCUGGGCCCACUUUAAGCGUACAACUGAUGGCAAGUGGUGCACCUGAGUAUCAUGGCUUUUUGGCUGAAAUCGUAACAAUUCCUAUAUCAACAAUUGGUCAAGUUAGAGGUACCCAACACAAUAUCACAUAUUCACAUAUAUCUGGAACAGUUAAAGGCGCAGUCAGCUAUGCCUCAGCAGGUGAAAUAACACCCACAUUGACUUUAACAUCGAACGUAUUAAGAAAUAAUUGCAAAAAGCUAUAUGGGAACUUCUCCACCUGUGAAUCUGCGCUUAACUUCGACGUACAAAACAUGCAUUCAUUGUACUUUAAGAAUAACUUAUUGGUUGGUAAUCAAGGAGGAUUGCGGAUACGUGCUGACUCCAGUGGCUUAGCUACUUCUCUGUGCGGGGUCUUAGAACACAAUCUCUUUCUAAAGAAUUACAAUAGACCUGCGCUCUAUGUCGAAGGACGUCAGUCAUCGCCAUAUCAAGAAAUCCAUCUCUUCCGUAAUUAUUUCGCACAAAACAGAGCUGGUUAUGAGGAUGUCAUACGACUACGACAAGUUGUUUCCAACUUCAGUUAUAAUUAUGUACACAGUAAUAUUGGUUCCAGAAUUGUUGAAAUUUCCGGUUUUGAAAAAGUUAGACUACCAAUAUACCAAACUACUUCGCAUAAUGGAUUCUAUGGAAAUGUUGCUACUGAUUUUAGAGGAAGGUCAACCAUUGUAGCUGGGACUGCAGGCCAACAAUAUAUAGAUAAUAUUUUCGAAAAUCCUGAAAACGACUACGAAAUGAUUACAGUAAAUAACACAAUUUUGAGCUUGGAUAAUAGAAACAGCACCAUUGAGUUACGGCAUUCAAAAAUAGAUGCCAGAUAUAAUUAUUGGGGUUACAACAACACAAUCUCAGUGAAGUCCAGAAUACGCGAUAAGUUCGAUGAUCCUAUUCUAUUGGAGGUGCAGGCAGUUCCCUUCCAAAUGAACAACCAAACAAUAUUGGAUGGAAAGUGUCCGCCUGGCUGGUCACUCGUACAAGACACUUGCUUUAUAUAUAUUGCUGCACCGAUGACUUUUAGGGAAGCUAAAGAAUUCUGUAGGUCUGAGAACUCAUCAAUGCCUUUCAUACGUACAGACAGUGCUACACUCUGGACAUAUUUAAAAGGACAAAUGCAGCAUCUUAAUUAUCCAGAGAAGGUGUGGGUUCAGGAUUUUAACCACAUUGACAGAUGUACAAGUUUUGUUUUUGGAGAAAUAGAGGUGGAGGACUGUAAUAGACAAAUGGGUUUAAUAUGCGAAAUAGACCCGAAGGUUGUGAUCGACCCAUUAUCCUGGCGAGCGGAUGUCUUCGCUAUCAGCAUUAUAUCUGCCUUUAUUCUAGCUAUUAUUUUGCUUAUAAUGGUCGCGUUUUGCUGGUACGCGAAAUCAAAACACAGACAUGUCCAGCGAUUGCAGCGCCGAAACAGUAUACGACAAAGUCUACGUAGCUUGAACAGCAUUGAUCCCCAAGGCUCUCUACGGCGUAGAAAUUUUAGCACAUCCGCUUCCACUGGUACAUUAACCAAGAACAUAGCUCAAGACUACAAAAAAAUGCUGGGAAAUGGCUCAAUUGAUUCAAUGGACAAAAGUGUUUUGAGCUCAGAAGCCAGUUUUGAUCCAUUUGAUAACCAACAUUCAGAAAAACAAAAUGAAUAUCAUAAACCUCAGAAGUACAAUGAAUAUGUCAACCAUAAUGUGUUAAAAUCUGAUGGACAAACAAGCGAACCCUAUAAAAUUGCCACUAUAGGUUCACCAGUCAAAGCAAUGUCUACAAGGGGUAAAGUUAUUGCCGCAGGCUUUUCUUAUGAUCAGCAAAGACCGGAUAUAUAUGAACUUUCAUAUCGUAAUGAGGGUUUCCGAGACAAUUCUACUUUCUCUGGUACAAGGAAUAACUCUAUUAGCGCAAGCAUGACUGAGGAAGCGCCCAUAAUUCAUCAUAUUGAUGAUACAGAAGAUGCAAUUUCUGACUACUAUGGCAACGCCAGCACUCUUCCCCUGCGUGGAGAAGCAAAUGAAAGUUCAUCAUUUCUCUCAGAACUGAAACAAAGUCUUCCCGAUUUUAGAUCAAAACCAAAAGCACUACCUUCUACACAUUAUACUCAGGCUGCAAGUAGCAACCAACCAUCAAAUUCCAACUCAUUAUUCGCAUAUCAUAAUGAUACUCCUUCUAACACGUUGCCCUACGAUCAAAAAAUCGACAACUUUAACUUUUCACCGCUUUCCAAAACAAACGAUGAUGAUCUAUUUCGUAACAACAUAUCGCCACCCACUGAUAUAAGGCGACCGGACUCUUACUACACAGCUGUAAGAAGCAGUAAAGCACAACCACAGUUGCAUGCUCAUAAAUCUGCCCUCACGAAAAUCGAUUCACCACCCAAACGCCCUAAAACUGUUUACCAAACUGCCAAUGAGGGGCCAAGCACAAGCUCGUACCACCGUUCUAAAUCAGAAGCACUUCUGGAGACUGAUUUUGAUGAACCCUCAAAAUUGACACCACUACAAGAAGCGAGCCGCAGCUAUAGCCAACCUCUAGAGACGGCAAUGUAAAUUCGUUUUAUACCCCCCUCGUUAUAAGUUCAUUCCAUUACCACGUAAGGCACAGGCGACUUUCUCAACAAAUAAAAUGGAUUUUUUCUAAAGCAGAUAAUAUACAUAUAUAUGAGAUUUAACCCUUCAGGAACAAAAGCAGCUCGGCUGAUAAAUUUACCAAAUGCAAUUAACCCUUAUUUGAUGUUGAACUUUGGGCUGAAAUUAAAUUAAAUUUAAAAUUUUUUAAGUGA
Teleopsis dalmanni is the source of this 10368-nucleotide messenger RNA. It is a transcript of the gene bark, whose product is annotated as protein bark beetle. The record is from RefSeq and is a predicted model, not a curated record. The transcript has 13 exons. Gene Ontology annotation, cellular component: membrane. The coding region runs from base 638 to 10135 and encodes 3165 amino acids. NCBI's taxonomy places the organism in Eukaryota, Metazoa, Arthropoda, Insecta, Diptera, Diopsidae.